AUGGAAGAUUACAAUAAUUCAGCUGUUGAAUCCCUUGUGUCGGAUAAGUAUUUUAAAGAAUUGGAAGUUGCUGUGAAGGCAGUGCAGAUGGCUUGUUUGCUUUGCCAGAGAAUUCAACAAACUUUGCUUUCUAAAGCAAAUGACCAUGUACAAUCCAAGGAUGAUAACUCUCCUGUUACAAUUGCGGAUUGCUGCCAUCGCAACAGAUUGCUGCAGAUGGGUAGAUUGCUGCCGACGGCAGUGCGCGAUCUCGAGCAGCGCCACUCCUGCGUCUUCUCGUCUGGCAGCGAUGGUGAGGUAGAGAUAAGGGGAGGUAGAGUAGAGAGUGUGUGGAAUAGAGAGGAGAGAACCGACGACAGUGAGGAAGACUGUUGCUGUGGUCCAAUGAGGAAGGUUGUGCUUCCAAUAGCCAGCAUAUUGCUAAAUAUGAUUUACAAUUAG
This is a messenger RNA of Fraxinus pennsylvanica, 441 nucleotides long. The record is from the annotation of a GenBank genome assembly. Lineage: Eukaryota; Viridiplantae; Streptophyta; Magnoliopsida; Lamiales; Oleaceae.